CUUUACAUGCUGUCUCCCGUUGAAAAAGUUGAAACAAAGUGACAAACAACAUCAUAUAUUCAAAACCCUUUCCCACUAAACAACAUUUCACUCUCUCAAACCUCCCAAAAAAGCCCUUUCUAAUUAGGAUGGCAUUGAGCAACAACAUCAUCGGCGGCGCCAACUUCGUGGCAAUGCUGCUGUCGAUCCCGGUGAUAUGGGCGGGGAUAAUGCUGUCGUCCAAGGCGGACAACGCGUGCGUGAAGAUCCUGCAGUGGCCGGUCAUCAUCCUGGGCGUGCUCAUCCUUGUGGCCGCGCUGGCCGGCUUCGUGGGCGGCUUUUGGAGGAUCCAGUGGCUCCUCAUUGCCUACAUGGUCGCCAUGCUUGUCCUCAUUGUACUCCUCGCUUGCCUGGUUGUAUUCAUCUACAUGGUCACCAGCAGAGGCGGGGGCCACCCCGUCCCCAGCCGGACUUACUGGGAGUAUGACCUCGGCGGCUACUCCGGCUGGCUGAGGCGGCGCGUGAGCAGCACGUACAAGUGGGAUAGGAUCAGGAGCUGCCUCAGCCACACCACCAUUUGCGCCGAGUUGAAUCAGAGCUAUCGCGCCGCUCAGGAUUUCUUCAAUGCUCCCAUCACUCCUUUGCAGUCAGGAUGCUGCAAGCCGCCGACAGAAUGCGGGUACACGUUCGUGAACCCGACAUACUGGAUAAGUCCCAUAAACAACGCGGCGGACAUGGACUGUGUGCAGUGGAGCAACGACCAAACACAGCUCUGUUAUUCGUGCGAUUCGUGCAAAGCCGGAUUGCUUGCAAAUCUCAAGAAAGAAUGGAUGAAAGUAGACAUGAUUUUGAUCAUCACUCUUGUCGCUUUCAUUGCGGUUUAUGUAUUUGGAUGUUGUGCAUUCAGGAAAGCCAAGACUGAAGAUCUCUUUAAAAAGUACAAGCAAGGUAAUACAUACACUUGAAAAACUAACAAUCUUUCAUGAGACUGUUGUUAUUAAACUUAUUUACUAGGCAAUUAGAGGUGAUGUGCUUUGUAUUACUCCUACUAUUUGCGAGUUACUUCUUGAAUGUGUAUUUGGGGGACAUUUUGAUUUA
Messenger RNA from Salvia hispanica, 1077 nucleotides. RefSeq names its product Tetraspanin family protein (gene TRN2). Gene Ontology annotation, cellular component: membrane. The record is from RefSeq and is a predicted model, not a curated record. Lineage: Eukaryota; Viridiplantae; Streptophyta; Magnoliopsida; Lamiales; Lamiaceae. Gene Ontology annotation, biological process: auxin-activated signaling pathway.